Acomys russatus (golden spiny mouse) is the source of this 2745-nucleotide messenger RNA. RefSeq names its product SET and MYND domain containing 4 (gene Smyd4). The transcript is spliced from 10 exons. Bases 21 to 2420 code for a protein of 799 amino acids. The record is from RefSeq and is a predicted model, not a curated record. Lineage: Eukaryota; Metazoa; Chordata; Mammalia; Rodentia; Muridae. Gene Ontology annotation, molecular function: protein binding.
CUCCACAGCGCGAAGGUAGCAUGGAUCUUCCUGUGGAUGAAUGGAAAGCCUACCUACUUGACAAGUGGGCUUUACUCCCAAAGUCCGUGCAGGUCACAAUUUCUACAGCAGAGACUCUGAGCGACAUAUUUCUUCAUUCCUCUUCUCUUCUUCAACCUAAGGAUGAGAUGUUUUUAAAGCGGCUUUCUAGUGGUUACUUGGUGGAAAAGGACUAUGAUGCUCCCCUUUUCUACAGAGAAGAAGGAAACAAAAAAUUCCAAGAGAAGGAUUAUACAGGCGCUGCCGUGCUGUACUCCAAGGGAGUGUCACAUUCAAGGCCUAACACUGAGGACAUUUCCCUGUGCUAUGCUAACCGCUCUGCAGCCCUGUUCCAUCUGGGUCAGUAUGAGGCAUGCCUUAAAGACAUAGUGAGAGCAGGUAUGCACGGGUACCCUGAAAGACUGCAACCCAAGAUGAUGGUGCGUAAGACAGAGUGCCUGGUGAACCUGGGGAGGCUACAGGAGGCGAGACAGACAAUCAGUGAUCUUGAAAGCAGCCUCACUGCCAAGCCAGCCCUAGUGCUGUCCUCUCAUCAGAUUCUGCAGAGGAGCCUCCAGCACCUAAAAAUGAAGAUACAAGAAAAGGAGACUGUCCCAGAACCCUUCCCUGCAGCCCUCACCAAAGCCUUUGAGGACGUGGCCCUAGGGGAAGAGAACGAACAGAUCUCUGGGGCAUCGCUGUCUGUCAGCUUAUGCACAGACCCUUUGAAAGGCCGCCAUCUAGUUGCCACAAAAGACAUUCUCCCAGGAGAGCUCCUGGUGAAGGAAGAUGCUUUUGUAAGUGUCCUUAAUCCAGGAGAAAUGCCGCCAUUGCGUCAUGGCCUAGAAAACAGGUGGGAUACCAGAGUUACCAAUGGAGACCUCUGUUGUCACCGAUGUCUGAAGCACACUUUGGCCACGGUACCCUGCGGCAGCUGCAGCUAUGCCAGAUACUGCAGCCAGGAAUGCAUGCAGCAGGCCUGGGAGCUCUACCAUAGCACAGAGUGUUCUCUGGGGGGGCUGCUUCUCACGCUUGGGCUCUUCUGCCAUGUUGCCCUGAGAGUGACUCUUUUAGCCAGAUUUGAAGAUGUUGACAGAGUUGUAAGGAUGCUUUGUGAUGAGACUGGUAACAAAGACAUCUGUUUACCUGGAAACAGGAAUCAGGCCAAGACAUUUAAUAACACAAACCAGGGGGAUAGUGAAGAGAACAGCAAAAUAGGUGACGCCCCAAUUCCUGGAUGUAGUGUCAAUGGCAAGUAUGAAAGUAGUUAUAGUGCCGUCUUCAGCCUCUUACCCCACACUGAAAAGCACAGCCCGGAGCACAAGUUCAUGUGUGCCCUCAGUGUCUACGCACUCUGCAGGCAGCUCAAAGCCGCCAGCUUGGAGGCCCAAACCAUGGGCUUACAGUCCUCCAAGCUAAAAGCAGUGACUCCAGGGUUGUGUGCAGAUUUGACUGUUUGGGGAGUAGCCAUGCUGCGGCAUGUGCUACAGCUGCAGUCUAAUGCCCAGGCGAUCACCUCCAUAUGGCACACAGGGUCUAAGGAGAGCAUUGUUACCAGCAGCAGGCAGGUGCGCCUUGCCACGGGCAUUUUCCCCGUUGUCAGCCUCCUGAACCACUCCUGCCGUCCCAACACUAGUGUGUCCUUCACUAGCACGGUCGCCACCAUCCGAGCAGCACAGCACAUCAGAAAAGGACAAGAGAUUGUGCACUGCUAUGGGCCUCAUGAGAGCCGGAUGCGUGCUGCUGAGAGGCAGCGGAAGCUGAGUGCCCAGUACUUCUUUGACUGCAAUUGUCCAGCCUGUCACGCUGAGACCCUGGGCACAGCUGCAGCACCCAGGUGGGAAGCCUUCUGUUGUAGCACUUGCAGAGCGUGCAUGCAGGGAAAUGAUGUGCUGAGCUGUAGCAACCAAGCUUGCACGGAAUCCGUCAGCAGGGACCGCCUGGUCUCUCGCCUACAGGACCUUCAACGACAGGUUUCCAUGGCCCAGAUGCUUCUCAGAAAUGGCAAACCAGAGCAAGCCGUUCAGCAGCUGUUGGGGUGCCAGGAGGCUGCCGAGAGCUUCUUGUCAGCAGAACACACCGUGCUGGGGGAAAUUGAAGACGGCCUGGCCCAGGCCUAUGCUACCUUAGGGGACUGGCGAAAGUCUGCUGCCCAUGUGCAGAGGAGUCUCCAGGUGGUUGAAGCUCGCCAUGGGCCAUCCAGUGUUGAAAUUGGCCAUGAGCUCUUCAAACUGGCCCAAGUCUUGUUCAACGGGUUGGCAGUGCCUGAAGCUCUGAGUGCCGUAGGGAAGGCAGAACAGAUCCUGUUGGUGCACUGUGGCCCUGAGAGUGAUGAGGUCCGGGAGCUCCGCGAGAUGAGGUCCUGCCUAGAGGACUCAGCAUGCAGCCCUGUGGGGCCUUAGGUGUAGGGUGGCCAUUCUCGCCCACCCACAGGAAAGGGACUCUUGCGGAAGAAUCAAAGAAGUUGUGUUGGCUUGGCACUGUCGUCACAAAGGAUGGAACCUUCCCAACUGCCCUAAGCCUGGUGCAGGGAGCACUUGGAAAACAGUGGUUGAGAGACACUUGCCUGUCCUGCUAGCUGCUGCUUGCAGGAGUUAACUGCCCUCUACCAGAAACCUCGUCCCCAGAAAAGACUUCCCAGCAGUGUCUGUAGAGGCUGCGUGCUUUGAAGGGUGGCAGCUCAUCUGCAGCAGGUGAUACUAGCCUAGGGUGUUGGCUCGAUUUCAU